CUGGUUGCCGCGUGCAAUACCCUGUCAGUGGAAAAAGUUUCAGAUGGCAAGAUUGAGACGUUCUUGGAACCAGUGAAACUACAAGGCAUUUCGUUUACCAAGCGCUAUAUGAACACAAGUGUGCCGACCAUGGUUAGAUUCAACGUCACUACCACGCUAGCGUCAGAUGAUUUGACUCUAUCUUGGCUAUUCGAUGGGGCUCAGCUGAAUGUGUUGCGCAUUAAAGGUCCUUUGCCUGAUAAUCCGGGGACAGCAUACAGCACGGAAUUACAGGGUGAAAAUUCAGUGGAAAUCACCUUACAUUUAAGGGAUAAAAGUCUUUCUGUUGGAAACUACACGCUGGUUGUCUCAGCCACCACGGAGGCGGUGACUCAGUCAGCACAGGCCAGUGGAUUUGUGAGAGCUGCACCCAUCCUGCCACUGUUUCCAAAAGACCGGCGUGUAUUGGAAGGUGAUCGCUUGUUAAUCUCUUGCGAGGUCAUAGCUUUUCCGAAACCAGACAGAGUUAUCUGGAGAUUCGCCCCGAUCAAACCAGAUAUGAUGAAGGAUUCGGAUGCAUUGGUAGAAGCUAGAGCUGACCUUGCCUUGCUAGGCGAAAACUCCUCCGAGUAUCAGUUUCUUACCAAGAGUGUGCCCAACGAUCAGUUGCUGUUUCCGCAGUUGCCCAGCGCUUAUAAUGGCCUUUAUGAGUGCAGUGUCGGAGACCCUGAAAACGGGGAUGAGUCGCUUAUCCUCGUCAACGUGAAAGAUCGAUGGGCUGCUCUCUGGCCAUUCAUCGGCAUAGUCAUUGAGGUUGCUGUAUUGGUCACGGCAAUUCUUCUGUACGAACGACAUCAGAUGCGCUCGAAGCCGUUGAAGGUGGAUGCGAAUGCAACGGCCACCACGGCUGCAACAACCACUGAGGCCUCAUCCCCUGGUAUGAACCCAAGAACUACUCAAAUCCAACAACAAAAUAAUAUCAACGCUGUUGGAGAACCAAACAACGAGACCACCGUAGACGGAAACAAGGGAUCAAAUGCAGAAGCCGGUGACAACAAACCGGAUGAGCUACGUCUUCGUGGCGGUGUUGCACGCUGUUGACACCGCUCUUNGUUGCACGCUGUUGAGCACCGCUCUUCCUUUUAUCACGGGUUCUUCGCCAUUUGCAUGUUCCAUUGGUCAGCACCUCGUAAAUUCCAUCGAACAGUUUUUUCGGAGGACUAGUACAAACUUCCCAGAGCCUCGGCGAUAGCUCCAUCGCUAAAUUGUUGUCCGAUUACACUACUGUUCAUGUCGGAUUUUAUCGUUUCCUUUUUGCCCUGAUCUUGUUCACAAUCAACUUCUGUACGUGUUGCAUUGCAUUAUGUGGAGUUGUAAUCCACUCCCUCAAAUUCCCCAUCACGAUGUCCGCUGAUUCCUACCAUCUCUCGUGUGGUUAUUUUGUGAUUAUUGGCCGAGUUCAUUCUAUAAUUAGCACCAUAACGGACUGGUACUUUCCCCUGAUUCGGAUGGACAACGUUCACCCCC
Messenger RNA from Opisthorchis viverrini, 1506 nucleotides. RefSeq lists its product as hypothetical. The record is from RefSeq and is a predicted model, not a curated record. Lineage: Eukaryota; Metazoa; Platyhelminthes; Trematoda; Opisthorchiida; Opisthorchiidae. The annotation marks the transcript as partial. The transcript is spliced from 6 exons.